This is a messenger RNA of Pipistrellus nathusii (Nathusius's pipistrelle), 627 nucleotides long. The record is from the annotation of a GenBank genome assembly. NCBI's taxonomy places the organism in Eukaryota, Metazoa, Chordata, Mammalia, Chiroptera, Vespertilionidae.
AUGGUGGUGAAUGAUGCUGGCAGGCCUAAGGUCCAAGUGGAAUACAAGGGAGAGACAAAAAGCUUUUAUCCAGAGGAGGUGUCAGCCAUGGUUUUGACAAAGAUGAAGGAAAUUGCCGAAGCCUACCUUGGGAAGACUGUUACCAAUGCUGUUGUCACAGUACCUGCUUACUUCAAUGACUCUCAGCGGCAGGCCACCAAAGAUGCUGGGACUAUUGCUGGUCUCAAUGUACUUAGAAUCAUCAAUGAGCCAACUGCCGCUGCUAUUGCUUACGGUCUAGACAAAAAGGUUGGAGCUGAAAGAAACGUGCUGAUCUUUCAUUUGGGAGGUGGCACCUUCGAUGUGUCAAUCCUCACAAUUGAAGAUGGCAUCUUUGAGGUCAAAUCCACAGCUGGGGACACCCACUUAGGCGGAGAAGACUUCGACAACCGAAUGGUCAACCAUUUCAUUGCCGAGUUCAAACGCAAGCACAAGAAGGAUAUCAGUGAGAACAAGAGGGCUGUCCGUCGCCUUCGUACUGCUUGUGAACGCGCUAAGUGUACCCUCUCUUCCAGCACCCAGGCCAGUAUUGAGAUUGAUUCACUCUAUGAAGGAAUCGACUUCUAUACCUCAAUCACACGUGCCUGA